Vigna umbellata (rice bean) is the source of this 966-nucleotide messenger RNA. Its product is annotated as early nodulin-like protein 6. Gene Ontology annotation, molecular function: electron transfer activity. The record is from RefSeq and is a predicted model, not a curated record. Gene Ontology annotation, cellular component: plasma membrane. NCBI's taxonomy places the organism in Eukaryota, Viridiplantae, Streptophyta, Magnoliopsida, Fabales, Fabaceae.
AUAGCAUUUUUCUUCUUGUGUGUAUUUCUGCUUCCCCCACUAAAUUUCCUAUCUGAACUUUCAACCGUGUUAAUUUAAUUGAAAAUUCAACCCAAAUUAACAGUCAAAUUAAUCUGCAAAAUUCGAAGGCUCCAAGAUAUGAUUGAAAAUAACUGUAAUCACCCACUACUCCCAUUUCUCGUCCAACUCACUCAAAACCAACUUCGCCACUCUCUCGAUCUACAUCUAUAUAUAAGAAACCCUUUGUUCCACAUUUCCUACUACACCAAAGUGUGCUAUUUCUACCACAAACUUCUGCAUUCACUCUCCUAUUGCCUCAUACUAUCAAUGGCUACUUCUUGUUCCACUUCCCUAUUAGUGUUUCUCUUUGCCAUUUUUUCCACUCUUACAUGUUGCUCUGUGGCUUCCAAUGAAUUCCAAGUUGGUGACUCAAAUGGGUGGGCUGUCCCUCCCCAAAAUGACACCAACUUCUACAAUGAAUGGGCUUCCCACAACAGGUUCCACGCUGGUGACACCCUCUGGUUUAAGUACAAGAAGGAUUCAGUGAUGGAGGUGGAUGAGGGGGAUUACACACACUGCAAUGCCACACACCCCAAACUCUUCUCCAACAGUGGCAACACCAAGUUGAAGCUUGGCCACCCAGGGACCUUCUACUUCAUGAGCGGUGCUUCAGGGCACUGUGAGGUGGGACAGAAGAUGAUUGUGAGGGUCAUGGUGGAUGAGUCUCUUCCUCAACAUGCCAAGUCUUCUAGCUACCAUAUUGCAAUUUCUCCAACUGGGCUGUCUCAAGUGCUCUUCUUUCAGUUUCUUUUGGCAUCUUUCUUAGGUAGUUUGAGUAAUUAGGAAAUUCAAUAGGUGUGUUUGGAAUGGAAUGUGUAAUGUGUUCUUGUUCAUAUGCUUUUAUAUAGUUAAGCUUUUGCAUUGAUUUCAAAUACUGUUUGUAAAGGAUACAAUUUCUUGCUAUUG